Messenger RNA from Didymodactylos carnosus, 387 nucleotides. NCBI's taxonomy places the organism in Eukaryota, Metazoa, Rotifera, Eurotatoria, Philodinida, Philodinidae. The record is from the annotation of a GenBank genome assembly.
AUGAUUGUGGUGGUAGUGACCCUCAGUCAAGCUACACAACACGAUCGCAACUAUCGUCUACCAUCCUCUUUGAUUUUACUCGACUCAGUCAGUCCAACGGCGAUUGACUCAAAAGCUCGACAAGCUAUAUUAAAAACAUCAAAGACACAUUCCGAUGAAGCAACUCCAUCAUGUAUGCGUCGUCUACCCAAUGUAUCAUCUGGUUAUACAUUCUCUACUAUUCAACGUGCAUUACAAUUUCAAUACUUUAAAGAAAAACUGGAUGUGAAACCGAAACAGGAUGAGUCUAUUGAUCUAUUCAACACAACAAUCAUCGCUGUCUGGAAGUAUCGACAUUUAAUGUAUCCAGACGAAAACAGCGGAGACUUCACGUUUAAAGUCCGAUGA